This is a messenger RNA of Elaeis guineensis (African oil palm), 2289 nucleotides long. RefSeq names its product transcription factor E2FB. Lineage: Eukaryota; Viridiplantae; Streptophyta; Magnoliopsida; Arecales; Arecaceae. Gene Ontology annotation, biological process: regulation of transcription by RNA polymerase II. Gene Ontology annotation, cellular component: RNA polymerase II transcription regulator complex. The record is from RefSeq and is a predicted model, not a curated record. Gene Ontology annotation, molecular function: protein dimerization activity; DNA-binding transcription factor activity, RNA polymerase II-specific; RNA polymerase II cis-regulatory region sequence-specific DNA binding.
GUCCAAGCUAUAAUUUCCCUCCCUUCCCUCGUUUUCUGCUCUCCCCCUUUUUGACCCUCCUCCCUCUGCGCCUCCCCUCCAACCCAAAAUCCCAGAUCCCAAAUCCCCUAAGCCCUAGCCUCCACGGCCCCUCGGUCCGCCGAUCCCCCGCCGGUGGCCACCCCGACCCCUCGAUCUUGCCUCCGAUCCGCCGCACCCUCCGGUCCCCUUCUUGAAUCGAGGGUCUUGACCUCGGAUUUCGCCUCCACCACCAAUCUUUGUACUGCGAGGUCGGCAGUCGUUUCGCGGUCUUUCGUCGCCCGCGGCGGGCUCGAUGUCUGGCGGCCGGCCAGCGGGGAACCGGUCGGUGCAGCAGCGGGCCGGGCAGAUCUUCCCGCCGCUGAAGCGCCAUCCGCUGUUCCCCUUGGCGAAGCCGCCGUUCGUGGCACCUGAUGAAUACCAUCGGUUCUCCGCCGCUGACGGCCGCCGGAUCACCCCCGACGAUGUCUCUGAUGCCCUAGUUAUUAAGACACCCUUGAAGAGAAAGCCUGAACAAGAAGACAAUGAAGCUGCUGAAUCAAGUGAGUGGACAAACAGCCCUGGAUAUGCUGAGGCAGUUACCAGUCCUCUCCUUACACCGGUAUCAGGAAGAGGAGGUAGGAACCAUGGCAGGUCCAAGGUUGCAAAGUACAGUAAAUCUGGACCUCUGACACCCUUGUCAAAUGCUGGUUCUCCAUCCAGCAAUCCUCUCACUCCAGUUGGUACUUGCCGUUAUGACAGCUCUCUAGGACUCUUAACAAAAAAGUUUAUCAAUUUACUUAAGCAUGCACAGGAUGGCAUCCUUGAUCUGAAUAAAGCUGCUGAAACACUGGAGGUCCAAAAGAGAAGGAUAUAUGACAUCACAAAUGUCCUUGAAGGGAUUGGACUGAUAGAAAAGAAACUUAAGAACAGAAUCCGUUGGAAGGGACUAGAUGACUUAAGGCCAGGAGUGCUUGAUGAUGAUGUUUCAAAUUUACAGGCAGAAGUUCAAAAUCUUACCUUGCAGGAGCGCAGCCUAGAUGAUCAUAUAAGUGAAAUGCGAGAAAAACUAAAAGUGCUUACUGAAGAUGAAAAUAAUCAAAAGUGGCUCUAUGUGACUGAAGAUGACAUCAAAGGUCUGCCCUGCUUUCAGAAUGAGACAUUGAUAGCAAUUAAAGCUCCCCAUGGUACUACCCUAGAAGUUCCGGAUCCUGAUGAGGCUGGUGAAUAUCCUAAUAGGAGAUACAGAAUUGUCCUAAGAAGUACGAUGGGUCCAAUUGAUGUUUACCUUGUUAGUCAAUAUGAGGAGAAGUUUGAGGAGAUGAGUGGUGUCGAGACACCCACAAGGCUCCCACCUGCAUCGAAUUCAGGUUCUGUUGAGAACUCCACAAUGGAAGUGGUUACAGAAGAGAAUAGGGGGAAGGAAAUGGCGCCUGAUGUUCAAGACUGUCAGAGGAUGGACUCAGAUCCAAAUGCCUCACAUGAUUUUGUUGGUGGGAUGAUGAAGAUUGUUCCUUCAGAUGUUGAUACCGAUGCCGACUAUUGGCUUCUAUCAGAUGCUGGAGUUAGCAUUACAGAUAUGUGGAAGACAGCACCUGAAGUUCAAUGGGAUGCAAUGGGCAGAUUUAAUCCAGAGGAUUUCAUUGCAAGCAACGCUAGCACUCCUCGGCCAGAAACUCCUCCAUCUGGUGUUAUCGAUGCCCCUUCCAGUACAAAUUCCACUCAGCGAUGAAAGUGAGAUUGAGGAAGUGAAUUCAGGAACUCAGGUUGGUACCUUUUUCCUCUGAUGCAAUCAUGUUCGUCAAGGUCUAUGUCACUGCAAUGACCUUCGAAAUGGGAACGAUCAUAAUCUGGGUGGCCGACCUGAUGGUUACCGGAGAUGCUGUUUCCAAGAGAAAGCUGUCAGUGGCCUUAAAGGAACAGCUGCGGUCCAUAUGUACAGUUGAGUAAUAUGUCUUAUUACAUAGUCCAGGCAUGAAUCAUAAUCUUCCCUUCUCUAGAGCCUUUUUGCAUGCCCCAACAUAUCAACUAAUCUCGUGGCGAUAGGUUUACAUGAGGCAGACAUCAGAACCAUGUUUAACUUCCUAUGUUGUUUAUUACAUUCCAUACAUAUACAAGACGCGAUGGUACUUUUUUUGGUGCAUAAAUCUUCUCAAGGGUAAAGUUUGGUAGCCCAUUUGUAAGCUGGCAUCAUCCUCAUGAUGAAUGACCGACCAACCAUACUUGCUGAAUAUGGUGAUCAAACAUACUUUGCAUAUAAUGAUACUUUUAGAGAUGCAUGCUUUCUGGACA